UCAUUAAAUUAAAUUUACCUUUUUUUUAUACUAGAUUCUAGUAAUUCUAGCGUUCAGUUUGUGCUUUGUAGUAGUUGUGUAUAUGAGAGAUUUUAUUUCCAGUUUUAUUAAGUUGCAUGUUGCAUGUUCAUCCCAGUCGUUAGCCCUGGGUGUAAUUCCUCCCCGGUCCUGAGGUGGUGCUGUAGCACGCAGCUCACUGACAACGCGUGCUUUCCUAGUUCAGGCAUGCGCGCGCUCUACAGCGAAAAGAGAAAAUGGAGGAUGUCAUAUCGCUUUGACCGCGUUGCUGAUGCACUAUAUCUCUAAAUGACUCAUUGCGAUGUGAACGGCUCAGGAGCUGCUUGUAAUUAAACACUGUUCCCAGUUCAACAGAGUCUGAAAGGCACACAAACAGAUAAUUCUGUUUGAAAACUAGCAAGUGACUCCAUCAGCUAUGGAGGAGAUUGUGAGCCCUGAACUAGCUCAAACCUCUAAGCCUGAGUCCAGCCAGGAUUUGGAUUCCAGUUCACAAGCUGCAGUGGCAGAGGAGGAAAAGGACAACAAAAUUGACACAGGUGAAAGUGAUGCCGCGCAAGAAAACCAAGUAGAGGACUCCGAGAAAUCUGCAAAGAACUCCAACGUGCUCAAGAAGACUUGGGGCUUCCGUAGGACCACUAUUGCGAAACGUGACAUGGCUGGAGAGACAGCAGGCAUAACAGAUAGUCCUGGAGCACCGGUGCGACGAAGCGGAAGGCAGGCCAAGCGAACUGAUAAGCUAGAGGAGUUCCUGGUGACGGUUAAGCGAGGGAGAGGAGCAGUGAGACGUAGCGCACCUGCUUACUUGGAAAGUGGAGAUCCACCAUCUGACUCUGCAUCAGAGGCCAGCUUGGACAGAAACACAGAGUGUAAAGUGACAGAAAGCAAAACACCAUCACCAGUGAGAAGGACCAGAGGGAGGGGCAGGGGAAGGGCAAGCCCCAAGGCCAUAACAGACAUGGUGGACUCAGCCAGUGAUGAGGAUAGUUCAGAGAAUGAAGAGGGAACCUUGAAAGAGACACAGGAACAGCAUGAGAUAGAGACUGGUGUAGAGGAUGACACGAAAGGAGAGGCGAUAAAAGAAAUGCAGCAAGAAGAACUGCAGAAAGAUGAUGAUGAUGAGACAAACAAGGAGGAGGUGCCUGCCAACACAAGGCCUUUAAGAAGCCCUUUGAAAUCAGGCACUAAAAGAGAACCUAAGCCUAAAGCUUCGGCAGGCAAAGAGAAGGAUGUGGAUGAAGAGGAGGAUGAUGAGACGUCGUCAUCAUCCAGCGAGUCUGAUAAUGACGGUUAUGAUCCAAAUGCACUUUAUUGCAUCUGCAGACAAAAACACAACAAAAGGUUCAUGAUAUGCUGUGACCGGUGUGAGGAGUGGUUCCACGGAGACUGUGUGGGCAUUACCGAGGCACGCGGCCGUCUGAUGGAGCGCAACGGUGAGGACUAUGUGUGUCCCAACUGCACAAGCAGGAAGGCCCAGAACUCCAAGCCCUCCACUUCUCCAUCCGGCGCUGAAACCGGCAAACGACCUGCUACUCCCACAGCUGGUCGCAAGGCAGAUCCCAAUCCAGGUCUUCUUAGCCAAGCCAAUGUGCAAACACCUUCAACCGCUGCUUUUCCUGCUGCUUCAGCUACUCCUGCUGCAGAAGAGAAGACCGGGGAAGAAGUCGGCAUCAAGGGCAGGAUUGAGAAAGCUGCUAACCCAAGCGGCAAAAAGAAAAUAAAGAUUUUCCAGCCGGUGAUGGCGACUGCAGAGGAAUCCUCUCUCCCUAAGUGCAUUGGUCCUGGCUGUGAAAGGGAUGCGCUACCCGACUCUGUUUACUGUGGUAAUGACUGCAUUCUCAAGCAUGCUGCUGCUGCCAUGAAGACCAUCACUACUGACAACAGGGAGACUAAACCCAAGGAGAAGCCCAAGCCAAAAAUCCUGAAAAAGCCUACAGUCGUAUCUACAGUCAAGAAUUCGGGUCCUGAGCGCAGAAGCAGCAGGAGGUCUCCAGACCCGUCCAGCAAAACUCAAGAGGAUUCCUUGGAGUCGGAAGGCAACGAAGCUGAAGAUGAGGAGGACGAAGAAGACAGAGUCGCAGAAGAGCAUCCGCCACCGCCAGCCAUGUCAUCCUGGUCCAGCGAUCAUAAUUACAUUGCAGUAGCGCCAGAAAAGACUACAGCAAUAUCACCAACUGUGUUAAACAAAGCGUCUACUCAGAAGGAUGAAGAGGAAAAAACAGAAGAACCUGAACCUGACAAGAAAGAGCCGGCUCCUGUAGAAAAGAAACCCCCAGCAACAACUGUCUCCUCCAAAGGGAGCAAAAAGUCUCCAGGCACAAAGAUGACCAAGCCUGUUCCGGUCUCUGCUCCCAAAGGCAAAACGAGCACUACGUCUUCAAGCAGUUCCAAAGACUUGAAAAAACAUUCAACAUUACAAGGCAAAAUUGUCAAAUCAAAAAAACCAGGGCCACCCCCACCUCCCAUUCCAGUCUUUUCCACUUCUGGUCCUCCUGGAUCAAGGCUCCAUCCCACAGGAGCUUUGAGUGUUGGCAAGAGCACCUUCACCAUCCCCAAAAAGCAGCCCCAGUCUGGGGCGAAGGAACCUGCGAGUUCUGGUUCCUCUACGGCCUCCAAGUUGCCUUCUGUGUCCGUGCCCUCUAGCUCCCAGACCCAGCCACCACCAUCCAAGGCAGCACCACCAGCACCUCUCCCUCCACAAGCACCACCUAACAACCAGAUGAGAUCCAACAUCCGUCGUUCACUAACUGACAUUUUAUACAAAAGGGUAAGUGACAGCGAUGACCUCUCCAUGUCUGAGAGUGAGGUUGGCAAGCUGGCUGUCAGCAUUGAGAAAGAAAUGUUCAAUCUGUACAUGAACACAGACAGCAAGUACAAGAACAAGUACAGAUCCCUAAUGUUUAACCUGAAGGACCCAAAAAAUAAGGGUUUGUUCUAUCGUGUGAUUGGUGGAGAGGUCAGCCCAUUUCGCUUAGUGAGGCUCAGCCCCGAAGAAUUGCUCUCCAAAGAGAUUUCUGAUUGGAGGAAAACUGGUACAUCUGAGAUUCUGGACGCUAGUGGAAGGACACAACCAGGGUACUCCAAAGCUGGAUCCAAACAGGACACCGCUCCUGCUGAUGUUGACAUGGAAGAAGCUCCUUCCAUGUCUGAUGGAGAUGUAUGUAUCUCUGCUACUUCCCAAUCUCCUCGCUUGGCUUCUGGGGCAGAUCAUCAGGACUCUCACCCCUCUUCAACAACUCCGAGUUCUGCUUCAACAGGAAAAAACAGCGGUGUCCCAGACAUAUUAAGUAAUAUGUUGAAAGACACCACGGCAGAACACAGAGCUCACCUGUUUGACCUUAACUGCAAGAUUUGCACAGGUCAGCGGUCAGCUGAUGAUGAGCCAGCAGCUAAAAAGCCCAAACUGUCACUUCCUAAAAAACAAGAUCCACCUGAAAAACCCAAAGCAGAGCAACGACCCUCCAAGGUGCAAGCAGACCAAUCUAACACCGGUUACUCUGUCAGCGAUGUGUCUACUCCUCAUCAACCAAUUAGCAUGGAAGACCAGAGCAGUACUGUGCCUGUUGUGCAAGCUCCUGUGGUCAUGCCCACAGGUUCUUCUGUCACGAUAAGCCGCCGCGACCCUCGUACUGCCAGCCACCGCUCUUCUACACCUCUCGCUCAGACUGAGCCUGAUGUUAGUUUUCCUGUUGGGGCACCAGUCAGUGUGCCUAUUGCCACCCCUAUGCCCUCUGAAGCUCCUGUGGUGGACGUGAAGGGGCCGUUGCCGAUGCCACCUCCGGCAUCUCUGCCAAAACCUGUGAUGCCGAAACAAGUCACAUCAACAGAAUCAUGGCACUACGGGGCCAGUGCAUCCAGCAUGGCUGAGCCGCCUCCUGAAGGCGAGACAGCUCUAUUUCUCUCUGGACAAGAGAUUAUGUGGAAAGGAUUUGUCAACAUGCAUACUGUUGCCAAGUUUGUCACAAAGGCCUACCUGGUCUCGGGAUCCUUUGAGCAUCUCAAGGAGGACUUGCCCGAUACCAUUCACAUUGGUGGUAGAAUAUCUCCACACACAGUUUGGGACUAUGUUGGUAAACUGAAGACGUCACUGUCAAAAGAACUUUGUCUUAUUCGUUUCCAUCCAGCAACUGAAGAGGAAGAAGUUGCGUAUGUCUCUCUGUUUUCGUAUUUCAGCAGCCGAAAGAGGUUUGGCGUAGUAGCCAACAGCAACAAACGAAUCAAAGACCUUUACCUCAUUCCACUGAGCUCCAAGGAUCCUCUGCCUGCUAAACUUUUACCUUUUGAUGGACCAGGUCUCGAGCCUGCUCGUCCAAAUCUUUUGCUUGGGCUGUUAAUUUGUCAGAAAGACAAGAAACGUCCUGGAGCCCCUCUGGAAAGUGAGGAAAAACGUUCUAAAACGCAGCGAGAUGAUGAGACCGGCCUUCCAAAACCAAUCGUCGUUAGUAAAACUGACAAAGCCAUCCGUAUCACUCAGGAGACCAUAAGCACAACUCCUCCUGGAACUCCGCCCCCUGUCAGCAGUUCAGAGUCAUCGGUUGGUCAGCUUCCAUCAGUGUUUUCAAUCUUGUCCUCUGUCAAGGCACCUGGUGCAGGCAGUAAUUCCCCUUCAAUUACGGCUACCCCAGCAGUUCCUGCCACAUCUGCCACACCCCUUCAAACCAUCCUGAAGACUUUGUUUGGGAAGAAAAAGGAUUCUGAUGCUUCUCAGUCCCCUUCAGAUCGUAGUUCAACAGAUAUGUCUGUUCCUCUGCUGGAUCCGAUAGUUGAGCAGUUUGGCAUUACAAAAGGUAAAAAAGUGGAUGAGCAAGAGGACGAUAGACCAUAUGACCCAGAAGAAGAAUAUGAUCCCAGUAUUUCAUAUGGUAAAGAAAAGCUGAAUGAGUCUUUGGUCCCUAAAAGCAUCACACAACCAGAAGUCAAAUCUGGUGUGGUAGAUGAUAUUGCAUAUGACCCUGAAGAUGACUCCAUUUUUGAGGAGGUCAAGGGUGACCCAGGUUCCAAGAAGCAACCAGAGGAACCGGAACAGCAAAUACCCGAUGCUGCAUCUAUCUUAGCCAACAGUCAGUUGCUUCAACUUGGUAAAAAGGUUGAGCAGUUGGUUGCAAAAAGCACAGCUACUAUUCCAGUUAUUAAUCAGAAAAGGGAUCCCAGGCAGAGUAGGGACCCUAGACAAGUGGCUGCUAGUCAGAGGCUAAACUCAGAUGAUUCUGUAGAGAAGGAAGAGACUGCGGUUAUGUCUACUAUUAUUACUAGUACUUUGAGUAAUGCUAUAGCUGCUCCUACUAUGAUGACAGACAACCCUCCCCUUGACAUUGCUGGAAUACUAGACACAUUAACAUCACAGCAGCCUAAAGACUUAGACACUCCAUUACAAGAUUCCUUAAAAAAAGAACCUUCAGAACAAGGUGCAACCAUUGAUGUGCUGCCAUCACAAGGUCAUGCAAAUGUUGACUCGGACCUAUCACAUACGACUGAUGCUGUGUUUGAGUCAUCCAAGCCUGAAGAGGAAUCAAACAGUGAAGAGGUACCUUUCCUAGAUGCAGAUAGCACAGAAAUACCACUUUUAGGGGAAAAAAUAGACCCUGAACUAGUAGAAAGUUACUUAGACACAGAAUCUAAAGAAAGUCCAAAAGAAAAUGAUGUGCAGUUUGAAUCAGAAAACAAAAGCUUUGAAGAAAUUUGGCCUAAUUCUGCAACCAUUUUAAAAAAAGAGCCUUCUGUUGGAGAUUCAACGGAGUCUUCUACAACGACAUAUUACAACAUUACAACAAUCAGUACACCGAUAACGUCUAUGGGGAGGCCACAGGAUGUGACACAAGUGAGUUCAUCUUAUAUGGAUUCGCAUAGCUCUCAUAUGUCACACAUCCCUGGACCAAAUUCACAAAGUGAUUACCGUGGCCCUUCAGACAUUCCACCUCCAAUGUCCUUCCCACUGCCAGUUGGACCUCCACCUGUUCUUGGUCCACCACCAAUGACCGUUCCACCCCCCAUGCAUAUCCCACCGCCAAUAUCAGGGCCGCCUCCCAUUUCAGGACUACCUCCAAUGCAGAUGCCGCCACCAAUGCAAGGCCCACCUCUAACACAUGGGGAAAAUGACCUGCCACAAUAUCCACCACCUGGUCCUUAUGCAGCUUUUCAGAAUCAGUGGGGAAGCAGUCCACAGUUUGAUGGUUCAAGGGGCCCACCACCUCCAAUGGUUACACCGAGAGGGCUCCCACCAUCAGUCCCACCAAUGGGCCAAAGAGGACCUCCACCUCAAAUAUUUAAUAACAAUGUGCCCCCACAUCAUAUAGGUCCCCGAGUACCACCCCCUGGUCCUCUGCCACCUGGCCCACCACUCCCUCAUUUUGAUGGACAAAGAUUCAAUGGGCCACCUCCACCUUUCAAUUUCCCUGGACCUCGAGGCCCACCUCCACCAUUUGCGGGCCCUCCUCUUGGUCAUUUUGAGAGCAGAGCACCACCACCAUCUCACUUUCCUGGGCCAAGGGGUCCACCUCUUCUUAACAGCUUAGGGGAUCCUGGACCACUGACUAACAUCUCAAGAGGGCCUGCUGACAGCGAUAGUGGAAGUUCUUAUCAGCCAGUGAUUGAGCAACCCCAGGGACAGACAGCCUCACACAAUUACAGAGACAAUCAGGGACCCUCACAUGGUCCUCUGUUUAGGGGACCCCCACCAAACCACUUUGAUGGACGAAGAGGCCCACCUGGUUCUGCAGGAGAUAUAUCAGGGCACAGAUUUCCCCCACCAAAUCAAUUUCGUGGUUCACCUCAGGAUAGAGUAUCCUUUGAAGAACCAAGAGGAGGGUUAUCUCAAGACUUGGAAAGACACAGGGGCCCUGCCCCUCAGCAUUUUGGAGGGCCGAGAGCUCCACCACCAGGACACUACUCUGAUAAUGAUUCUGGAGGUCAGACAUCACGUUACCAGCUAAAUGAUAAUCUGAAUGACAUAAGACCUGUAAGGGGGCCUCUGUUGCCUACUCCACCUGAAGGUCCCAUCCCAGUACCAGGCCGCUUGGGUGGUCAUAGCCCAGAGUCCCAUCGUGAUGACCACUGGAGAAGACACUCCCCUGAAAUGAGAAGACGGAGCACCUCCAACAGAGAUGGUACCGAACCACAGGACAGGUCAAGUCGGUUUGACAGUGGUCCCCGUGACCGAGAUGGCCCAUCUGAAGAAAGGCAGCGAGAUGUGUCUGAGGACAGGAGAAGGGACAGAGAUCGGGAAGGGCUGCAUGGAGGCCGAUCAUGGGGCUGGAGCAGAGACCGUGAAUGGGAGCGUGGUAGGGAGAGAGACCGUGAUAGAGAUAGGGAGAGAGACCAUAGUAGAGAUAGGGAAAGAGACAGGGAGAGAGACCACAGUAGAGAUAGGGAAAGAGAUAGGGAGAGAGACCACAGUAGAGAUAGGGAUAGAGACAGGGAUCGGGACCGCAGUAGGGAAAGGGAAAGGGAGAGAGAGCGUAGCAGGGAGAGAGACCGCAGUAGAGGUAGAGACACUGAUCGGCACAGAGAUGGCGAUGGGGACAAGAGGAGGGAUCGUGAACGGGAUCGGGAUAGAGAGCGUGGCAGGGAGAGGGAAUCCGACAGGAAGGACCAUGACCGAGACAGAGGAAAGAACAGAGAACGGGAUAGAGACCGUGACCGGGAAAGUAGAGACAAACGGCGAGAGCGCUCAAGAAGCCGUGAACGGGACCGUGGCAGAGAUAGAGAGAGAAGAGAGCGGGACAGAGAGAGGGAGAAGGACAAGGACAGGGAUAAGGACAGGGAUAAAGACCGGGAUAAAGACCGGGAGAAGGACAAGGACAGGAAACAAAGGAGCCGUAGCAAAGACAAAAAGGAUGAGAAAAAAGAGAGACUCGAGACCUCAAGAGACACUGAGAAGUCUACUGAUAAUGAAGUCAUGUCCUAAGUUUUCUUUUUCCUACAAUGGUCAUGACAUUCUUCAUAUUUCACUAGCUUUGGUACAUGGAAUUUCCAAAUGGAUUUGCAUGUUUGUGAAACUAUUAUACAUUCGUAAUUCGGUGAUUUUUUUUUUUUUUUAAUUUUUUUUUGCUGCUUCCAUGACACAUUUUGUGCUCUUGGUUACAUUCAAGGACACUGAUUUUGUGAAUUUCAUUUAAAGAUGUAAUUAGUGGAAUAAUGUCAUGCCAUGUUACCCAUCACCUGGUAAAAUGUUUUAAAAGUUAAAAAAAAAAAAAAAGACAUGUAAAUAUGUAUUUGUGUAUAUACAUACAUGUGGUUUUUAACUGUUUUUUCUAGUAGAGAAGUGAAGCCAUAUAGCUUACAAGGAUUAAUGUAAGAGGGAUAAACUGGCCUUGAGGUCUCUGUAUGGCAAAACUUGUUUAGCAGUCAAUAGAUAUGCCUGCAGGCUGUCGUCAGUCAGAUGUUCUGUAAGCUUUAUCAGGUUUUGUUUAUUAAACCCCUCUUUGUACAA
Tachysurus fulvidraco (yellow catfish) is the source of this 8443-nucleotide messenger RNA. It is a transcript of the gene dido1, whose product is annotated as death inducer-obliterator 1. Gene Ontology annotation, biological process: DNA-templated transcription; apoptotic signaling pathway. The record is from RefSeq and is a predicted model, not a curated record. NCBI's taxonomy places the organism in Eukaryota, Metazoa, Chordata, Actinopteri, Siluriformes, Bagridae. Gene Ontology annotation, cellular component: nucleus. The transcript is spliced from 17 exons. The coding region runs from base 434 to 7918 and encodes 2494 amino acids.